Orbicella faveolata is the source of this 1686-nucleotide messenger RNA. RefSeq lists its product as uncharacterized. NCBI's taxonomy places the organism in Eukaryota, Metazoa, Cnidaria, Anthozoa, Scleractinia, Merulinidae. Gene Ontology annotation, molecular function: calcium ion binding. The record is from RefSeq and is a predicted model, not a curated record.
CACUAUUACAAAGAACCAGGCCAGAGAUCGCCAAAGGUGUUUAGUGGAAAUAAGGACAGAGACAGCAUUGUUUACCACAACUUUAACCCGCCAAUCCAAGCAAGCUACAUCAGACUCAGGCCAACAGCGUGGUCCAGUCAUAUUUCACUGAGGAUGGAACUGUAUGGAUGUUUAGCGCCAUGUACAGCAUCUCUAGGGAUGGAAUCGCAUCUCAUCAAAGAUGCUCAAAUCACCGCCUCUUCUGAGUGGGAUUCAAAUCACGCUGCAGUCCAGGCAAGGUUGCACUUUAAGGCAGGUGGAGGCAAACAAGGGGCAUGGUCAGCUCGCUCUAAUGACGCCAAUCAAUGGAUUCAGGUGGCCCUUGGGAGAUACACCAAAUUAACAGGUAUAGCUACACAAGGAAGAAACGGACACAGCCAGUGGGUAACCAAAUACCAGCUGCAAUACAGUGACGAUGGAGUGAUCUUUUACUAUUACAAAGAACCAGGCCAGAGAUCGCCAAAGGUGUUUAGUGGAAAUAAGGACAGAGACAGCAUUGUUUACCACAAGUUGAACACGCCAAUCCAAGCUCACUACAUCAGACUCAGGCCAACAGCGUGGUACGGUCAUAUUUCACUGAGGAUGGAACUGUAUGGUUGUUUAGCGCUAUGUACAGCAUCUCUAGGAAUGGAAUCGCAUCUCAUCAAAGAUGCUCAAAUUAGCGCCUCUUCUGAGUGGGAUUCAAAUCACGCUGCAGUCCAGGCAAGGUUGCACUUUAAGGCAGGUGGAGGCAAACAAGGGGCAUGGUCAGCUCGCUCUAAUGACGCCAAUCAAUGGAUUCAGGUGGCCCUUGGGAGAUACACCAAAUUAACAGGUAUAGCUACACAAGGAAGAAACGGACACAGCCAGUGGGUAACCAAAUACCAGCUGCAAUACAGUGACGAUGGAGUGAUCUUUUACUAUUACAAAGAACCAGGCCAGAGAUCGCCAAAGGUGUUUAGUGGAAAUAAGGACAGAGACAGCAUUGUUYACCACAACUUAAACCCGCCAAUCCAAGCAAGCUACAUCAGACUCAGGCCAACAGCGUGGUCCAGUCAUAUUUCACUGAGGAUGGAACUGUAUGGUUGUCUAGCGCCAUGUACAGCAUCUCUAGGCAUGGAAAUGCGUCUCAUCAAAGAUGCUCAAAUCACCGCCUCUUCUGAGUGGGAUUCAAAUCACGCUGCAAUCCAGGCAAGGUUGCAUUUUAAGGCAGGUGGAGGCAAACAAGGGGCAUGGUCAGCUCGCUCUAAUGACGCCAAUCAAUGGAUUCAGGUGGCCCUUGGGAGUUACACCAAUUUAACAGGUAUAGCUACACAAGGAAGAAAUGGACACAGUCAGUGGGUAACCAAAUACCAGCUACAAUACAGUGACGAUGGAGUGCACUUUCACUAUUACAAAGAACCAGGCCAGAGAUCGCCAAAGGUAUUUAGUGGAAAUAAGGACAGAGACAGCAUUGUUCACCACAACUUAAACCCGCCAAUCCAAACAAGCUACAUCAGACUCAGGCCAACAGCGUGGUACGGUCAUAUUUCACUGAGGAUGGAACUGUAUGGUUGUUUAGCGCCAUGUACAGCAUCUCUAGGCAUGGAAAUGCGUCUCAUCAAAGAUGCUCAAAUCACCGCCUCUUCUGAGUGGGAUUCAAAUCACGCUGCAAUCCAGGCAAGAUGA